UCCCUGCUCACUGGCCACCACUCACUUUCUGCAUCUCUCUGGGACGUGCAUCACCCAGCAGGAUGUGGGCAAAGACAGUUACAGGAAAUUUUGCCAAGGUGAUUCAUGGUUUGAAUGCAAAUCAGUUGACAGAUCAAGUAAUUCAGAGAAGUAAGCGAAUGAUUCUGGAUACUCUUGGAGUGGGGCUUCUGGGCACCAGCACAGAGGUCUGCCACAAAGUGGCACAGUACAGCAAGAUCUACAGCUCAGAUUUAUCCAGUACCAUCUGGGGCCACUUGGAUUUCCGACUGCCUCCUCUGUAUGCAGCUUUUGUGAAUGGAGUGGCUGUGCACUCAAUGGACUUUGAUGACACCUGGCAUCCAGCCACACACCCAUCUGGGGCUGUGCUCCCUGCACUGAUUGCACUCUCAGAGGCCUUUCCUCAGAAGAAAAAAAUCUCAGGUCUUGAUCUGCUCUUAGCUUUCAAUGUGGGAAUCGAGGUGCAAGGCAGAUUGCUGCACUUCUCCAGAGAAGCCAGGAAUAUUCCAAAAAGGUUCCACCCACCAGCAGUGGUUGGUACAAUAGGGAGUGCAGCAGCUUGUGCUAAACUGCUAGCUCUUGACCAGCUGGAUUGUAAAAAUGCCUUGGCUAUUGCUGCCUCCUAUGCAGGUGCCCCACUGGCUAAUGCAGCAACUCAAAUAAAGCCCCUCCAUGUUGGGAAUGCUGCCAAGCACGGACUGGAAGCAGCUUGCUUAGCUUCACAGGGCCUUCAAGGAAACAAACAGAUCUUGGACAUGGAGUCAGGGAUGGGUGCCUUUUAUACAGAUUACAGCCCACAGACUCUGCCAACCUUGCAGUCCUACCCCUGGCUCUUGGACCAGCAAGAUGUGGCCAUCAAACGCUUUCCUGCUCAUCUGGCAACACACUGGGUGGCUGAUGCAGCAUCUUCUGUUAGGAGCAAGCUUGUGGAGAGCACUGAGAACUUGUUCCCCCUUGAUAAAAUUGAGAAAGUCAUUCUCAAAGUCCCUGAGGUCAAAUAUGUGAACAGACCCAGCCCAGCCUCAGAGCACGAAGCACGACACUCCUUCCAGUUUGUUGCAUGCUCUAGUUUGCUGGAUGGCAGCAUGUCAGUCAAGUCCUUCACCAGUGAGAAUGUUCACAGGCCAGCCCUGCAAGCACUCCUCUGCAGAACACAGCUGGAGCACCCUGCUGACAACACCCCCAGCUUUGACAGCCUUUACUGCGAAGUCAGCGUCACGCUUCGGGACGGCAGCACCAUCAGCGACCGCUGCACGACCUUCUACGGGCACUGGAGGAAACCUCUGGAAAAGGAAGACCUGGAGAGAAAGUUUCAAUCCAAUGCACUCGGCACCCUGCCUGCAGAAGCUGUGGAAGGCAUUAUAGAGACUGUGUACAACCUGGAAAAAGUAGAGGACUGUUCUGUGUUAAGUACAUUUCUAUCAGGACAGCCAGCUAGAGCACUUCCAGAGAAGCUGCGCCUCCUUUGAAUGCUCCAGCCAACAGCUACAUGCUCUUCACAAAGCCAAUGCAAAAUUCAGGACAAACUCCUACUUGGUGACUCAAGCACUUUUAAAUAAGACUCCUGGAACACAAGAACCAUAUUCAGUCCAAUAUUGUGGGCUUUGACAAAGUAAAUAAUUUGGUGAUUAUGUGCCCAGCUUAGCCAGGCUGAACAGAAGAUCCUCUGCUGGCACAGCCAACUCCAGCUCUCUUUGUAUCUCUACAGGCAGAGCACUCACCGCUUGCACAUGGCACAAAAAUCUCCCUGCUCUUCUGCCAAAAAUCUGUGUUCUGCUUCUCCUAAAUAACUCCAUACAGGAAAUCCAAAUUCUGGAAGAAUAUGGAAGCGCUGUGUCUGUGAAAAUCAUCAUGGUUAGAAGUACAGAGAACAAAAGCCUUUAUAUAUUUAUUUCUGUAGAUUUAUUUCUACAACCCCCUUGAAGAGGGCACCUGUUAGGUCUGAGCAUUGACAUUUGUGCUAAAAUAAACACAGCACCCAUAGGGAGGGGUAGCACUCAAUACUCUACAGCGUGUCAGGUGUCACUGCAGCCAUUGCCCUUGCACUGAGGCAGCAAAGGCCUGGGCCCAGCCUGAUCACAGGAGUGCUGAGCAGGAGGGACAGCUCCACACUUAUCAUCAUAAAGGUUUUGUUUCCCUGUUUUAUAUUCCACCUGUUGGCUCCUCUGUGGUACAGGUCUAUUCCUGUUUUAUUCCUGCCCCAGUUCCAUAAGACACAGAACAGGUGAUGUCAGUUUAGGUUCCUUCAGGCCCAGCAGUGUGGGCUACACUACCCUGGGCAGGAGUGACAGAGACCUGUGAGCACCAGGGCACUUCUUAUGUGAGACAACCUGGUGUCCACAGUGGACCUUGAUAAUGAAUUCUGGGAAUUUUUCGUUCCUCCAGGUGUACAAAGCCUUACCAGAUUGACCUUCUAUAAUAAGCUGCCAAGCCUUUGUUCACAUUUGUAAGAUCAAAGCACGUGCUCUAACACAUAUAAAAUUUGUCUUCCUCAGGGCACUGAACAAUGUACGCAAAAAAAAAAAAAUCACAAAAUAAAUCUAAUUCAUUUUACCAAAUAAAUCUGAAAUUAUUUCAUUUAUUUGCACAAAAUUUGAGUAUUUUCCACAGGCAAUGCAUUAAUUUGUGCUGGGUCUUGGUUUAUAAAGUUGGUUUACCAAGGGGCUCUGCAAAAAUUUUGGAAGUCCAUUAGUAAUACUUGCUUAAAGACUUGCAAGGGGAAAAAAGAAGCCAAAUAACCACAUUCUUUUAUUUUUCCUUUCUGAUUAGAAAUCAGAAUUUAAUUACUAUACUGAAGGUAAACAGACUGAUUUACCCCAUUGCCCAUUCAUGAAUACAUC
Oenanthe melanoleuca is the source of this 2858-nucleotide messenger RNA. RefSeq names its product aconitate decarboxylase 1 (gene ACOD1). The transcript has 6 exons. The record is from RefSeq and is a predicted model, not a curated record. NCBI's taxonomy places the organism in Eukaryota, Metazoa, Chordata, Aves, Passeriformes, Muscicapidae. The coding region runs from base 63 to 1487 and encodes 474 amino acids. Gene Ontology annotation, molecular function: lyase activity.